AUGUCAGGUAACGAUCCAAGACAACAACUGCCCUCCAUCAAAACAACUGGGUUAGAAGAAGCUGCCACUGGGGCCAUCUACCAAGUGAUUAAAGAAUUCAGUGCUAGACUAGAAGAUGAGCUGACUUUGACACUAGGUGAUAAGAUUGAAGUUAUUUCCGAUGAUAAAGAAUAUAAUGAUGGUUGGUAUAUGGGGAAAUCUUUAAAUAAUGGAUCUGUUGGACUUUAUCCUAAAUCUUUCACUCAGUUGGUUCCAAGUCUCUCAAGACCUUCAUUAUUAAGAUCAAGAUCAAGAAGAAUAGCUAGUCCAAAUUCAGCCAAUAUUAAUAAUCAAUCUCCUGUUUCUUUACCAAGUGCAAGUGCUUCAGCUACUCCAAUUCUUAAUAAAUCUCAACAUCAAUUCAUACCUGAAGAACAAGAACCAAUAGAUCAAUCUUUUGAAAUGACUCCAGAUAUUAAUAAAAAAGAUUCUGUAAAUGGUGCUAUAUCUGAUAUUGAUAAAGCACUGGAAGAAUUAAGAAAUGAAGCUACACCAAAUUCAAAUUCAAAUAAUAAAGAUAGACCAAGAUCUUAUAGUAUUCAAUCUGAAGAUUCUUUAAACCCAGAACAAGUUGAAUCUUGGACUCCAGAACAAGUUACUGCUUAUUUUGCUUAUUUAGGAUUUGAUGUUAAUUCUUCAGGUCAAUUUGCAAGACACAAAAUUACAGGGGCUAUUUUAUUAGAAUUAGAAUUAGCUUAUUUAAAAGAAUUAGAUAUCCUGUCAUUUGGUACAAGAUUUGAAAUGUUCAAAGAAAUUGAAGCAUUAAAAGAAUUGGCUCAUCAAAAAAAUUUAGAAGAAUCAAAUGGUCCUUAUAAUAAAUUAUUAGCUCCUGCUGAAUUACAUAGUUCAAAUAAAACAACAAAUAAUAGAGGAUUAGAUGAUGAUUUAGAUACUUUUACACGUCCAUUAGGUCAUGCAAGAAAAAAAUCACAAUCUUUAGAUGAUAUACCAGAAAUUUCAAGACGUUCAAAUCAAUUUCAAGAUCAUCAAAAAUUUUCACAACCACAACGUCAUUCUUUAAGACCAUUAUCAAUAAAUCCUCCAUCAUCUCAAGUACCACAAUUACCUCAAUCACCAAGUCAAUUUGCUUCACCAAGAAGAGCUCCAAAUCCUCCUUCAUAUCCAAGUCCAAUUCAAUUAAAAGAAGAUAAUUUCAAUCAAUUAAGUCCUUCUUUAAACAAGAGAAAUUCAUUUAUUGAUUCAACAAAUCAUUCAAGAAAACCUUCAUAUGAAGUAAAUACUGCUUUCCAACAACCUUAUUCACAUUCAAGAUCAAAUUCUAAUUUUAAAAGUCAAUCUGUUAGUGAUUUAUUAAGUACAACUCAUUUAGAUAAUGGACGUCCUGCUUCAAGUAUAUAUAUGGAUACUCAACAAAAUCAUUCAAGAAAAUCAAGUGCACAAUUUAAAAAAGGUCAUUUUAGAGGUAAUUCAGAUGCAAGUGUUGCAAUUAGUUCGAGAAACGGUAAUAAUGUUGAUCGUUCACAUCGUCGUCAUUCAUCAGUUUUUUCAUUUUUAUCAAAUGCUAAUUUUAAUAAUGGAGGUGGUAUUUCACCAACAAGAACUUCACCAACAAGAAAAUCUUCAGUGGUUUAUCAUGAUAGAAAUUCAAGUCCUACAAGAGAUGGCUUUAGAGAUUCUCAUGAUCCACAAAGAACUCCUCAAUUAAAUUCAUCAACCAACAAUACUCCAGUUUUACAAACUGCUCCAAAAUUACCAUCUAUUGAUACUUCAGUCAAUAAUUCAAAUGAUAAAAGAAGAUCAGUUUCUGCAAAAGAACCAUCAAAACCUGAAUCUCCAUUAAAAUCACCAGCUGGUAAAAGAUCAGUUUCUGAAGCUGUUAGAGCUAAAACUUUACGUAAUAUUUCUUCAUCAACUGCAUUAAAAUCUAAAAAUACUAAAAAAGAAACUUCAGCAUUUAUGGAAGGUAUAAGAAAUAUAAAUCCUGCUGAUUCUAUUAAAUCUGCAGAUUGUUUUGGUUGGAUGAGUAAAAGAGGUGGUAUUGCUGUUGGUACUUGGAAACAAAGAUAUUUUACAUUACAUGGUACAAGAUUAUCAUAUUUUACAUCAUUAAGUGAUUCAAGAGAACGUGGAUUAAUUGAUAUAACGUCUCAUAAAGUUUUACCUGCUAAAGAAGAUGAUAAAUUUGUUUCUUUAUAUGCUGCAAGUACAGGUCAUGGUAAAUUUUGUUUUAAAUUAGUUCCUCCAGCUCCAGGUUCAAGAAAAGGUUUAACAUUUACACAACCAAAAAUCCAUUAUUUUGCAGUUGAAAGUAAAGAAGAAAUGAGAACUUGGAUGGCUGCAUUAAUUAAAGCCACUAUUGAUAUUGAUGAAUCUGUUCCAAUUAUAAGUUCAUGUGCAACUCCAACAGUUUCAUUACAAAAAGCUCAAACUUUAUUAGUUCAAGCAAGAGAAAAUGCAAGAAGAAGAGAAGAUGCUUAUAGACAACAAAAUUUAGUUCAAAAUGAACCUCCAUUAUCUCAAUCAUCAUUACAACCUGCAACAAGAUUACCACCAAGUUCAAAUUCAAAUGAAAAUUCAGGUACAUCAUCAAUAUCACCAGAUUCCGGUUCAUUUGAUUCAAAUAUUCCAACUCAAUCACCAAAUACUACUGCAACAACAUCAGAGAUUACUCCUAUUUCUCAAAAUGGAGAAAAUGGAUUCUCAUCACCAUAUGUUAUUGCAUCUGGAUUUGUUUCACCAAAAUCUAAUCCAACUUCAGCAAAUCAUAGUCCAAUUGAUCAAGAAUUUAAAAGUAAACCUUAUAGUGCUAAUACAACUCGUCAACCAAGUCAAAGGAUUUCAUCAUCUGCAUCUGCAGCUGCAGCUGCAGCUAUUGCUCAUAAGAAUAGAAUAAGUGAUAAUUCAAAUAGAAUAUGA
Molecule: messenger RNA, 2916 nt
Organism: Hansenula ciferrii
Lineage: Eukaryota; Fungi; Ascomycota; Saccharomycetes; Phaffomycetales; Wickerhamomycetaceae
Exons: 1
Coding region: 1-2916 (971 amino acids)
Biological process (GO): endosome organization; retrograde transport, endosome to Golgi; receptor recycling
Cellular component (GO): recycling endosome; trans-Golgi network; early endosome
Molecular function (GO): protein binding
Source: RefSeq, a predicted model, not a curated record